AUGUUUUUUUAUAUUUGGCUUAUAAUUCUUGUGUGGAUUCUACUGGAGGUGUUCGUUGAUUAUAUGCCAGUGCCACCUGGUCCAGGUCCACUACGUUUUAUUUGUGAUAAGAAAAAUUCCGCAAAUCGAAGCUCCGUCCAAGCUCGCCGUGAUGCCGCUUUUCUCCCACCAAGACGCAAGAAACGCAGCACUCAAUUGAGAAGAUUCUGA
This is a messenger RNA of Caenorhabditis briggsae, 210 nucleotides long. NCBI's taxonomy places the organism in Eukaryota, Metazoa, Nematoda, Chromadorea, Rhabditida, Rhabditidae. The coding region runs from base 1 to 210 and encodes 69 amino acids. The transcript has 2 exons. The record is from RefSeq and is a predicted model, not a curated record.